AUGAUAGACGUAUUUUUACCAAUUCGAUCAUUUUUCAAGUUCGGCAGCGUGUGUACUGAUAAUAAUGUGUUUCGCAUGCACUAUAAAGCUACGGUCAUUAUGUUGCUCGUGUUUAUGCUAUUGGUGACAUCGAAGCAGUUUUUUGGUGAACCUAUUCAUUGCAUGACCCAGGAUAAGUCUGACGAUAACAAAGAAGCUAUCAACAAUUACUGCUGGAUCUAUGGAACCUACACCCUGAAGAGUCGAUUUUUAGGAGUCGAAGGUAGAGACAUGGCCUAUAUUGGUGUAGGGCCUGAAAAGGGCGAGCAAAACGAGCAGUUAAAACAUACAUAUUAUCAAUGGGUAUGCUUUGUUUUACUGGGACAAGCUAUGAUGUUCUAUACACCAAGAUAUCUUUGGAAGAUCUGGGAAGGUGGUCGUUUAAAAGCACUGGCAUCUGAUUUAGCUAGUCCAAUGAUGACCAAAGACUGGUCCGAGUUUCGUCGUGCGGAGAACUUGUAG
Pieris macdunnoughi is the source of this 501-nucleotide messenger RNA. The record is from the annotation of a GenBank genome assembly. Lineage: Eukaryota; Metazoa; Arthropoda; Insecta; Lepidoptera; Pieridae.